AUUAAACAAUAAAAACCCUUGCAAAUGGAGAGUUGGGAACGUUGUUGGGCAUGCAUGAGUAUGACACGCACGUAUACGUUAACCCAUUCAGUCUCUGAUUGUUAUUUUGGUCAAAUUGGUGAAGGCAAUUAAUCUUUUUUACCCCAGAGAUGCAUACCCCAUAUAGUAUUUUCCCCAAACGGGUGAGUCUGUCUGUGUGUGUAGCGGUAGCGGUAGCGGCAGAGCAGAGGUUAGCACGCGCUGGAGGCUGGAUGGAUGGAUUUUUACUGGGGUGAAGCCGUGAAGGUAGAACAAUGCGCGCCCAUGGACCCAUGGUGAGCGUAAAAUCGCGAUUUGUUAGGGGAGGGGAAAGGGGUGUGGGGGUUGUUCUUAAAAGGAGCAUGACGAUGGAACUUGGUCAAACACCAUGGCUCCAAACCCUAACCCUAAUUUGCAGAACGACAACAACAAGAAGAAGAAUCAGACAGGGACCCAGAAGAAGAAGAAAGAAGACGAGUACAGGCCCGAAAAUCUCUAGAUCUCGCGGCACCUUAGUCCGCCUCUCUCAAAAAUUAUAAAAAAGAAACCUUAUUUCGGGUUUCCAUUUUCAUCCUACUUCAUCCCUUGAAAUUAAAGUUUUUCUUCCUUCGUAUGUAUCCGACAAGGAAUUCUGUUAGCGAAGUUAAAUAGGUUCACAUAAGCAUAGAACUUUAGUUGUUUGUGCAAGGGAUUGGGUCUUGCUUUUCUCUUUUCUGCGUCAGAAAUAAUGGAGGGGAAUUCUGGCGGGAACGACGUCGAACUUCUAUGCAAAACUCUCCAGGUGGAGCACAAACUCUUCUAUUUCGACCUCAAGGAGAACCCUCGAGGUCGUUACUUGAAGAUAUCUGAGAAAACUUCCGCGACGAGAUCAACCAUCAUUGUUCCUGUUAGCGGCAUUUCCUGGUUCUUAGAUCUCUUUAAUUACUAUGUUAAUUCCGACGAACAGGAUGUUUUUAGCAAGGAAUUGCAGCUCGACACCAAGGUGUUUUACUUUGACAUAGGCGAGAAUAAAAGGGGUCGCUUUUUGAAGGUUUCAGAAGCCUCAGUUAGUAGAAAUCGUAGUACAAUUAUUGUUCCUUCUGGAAGUGCCCGUGAUGAAGGAUGGGCUGCAUUUAGGAACAUCUUAGCAGAGAUUAAUGAAGCUUCAAGGCUUUUUAUCUUACCCAAUCAGCAAAGUUCUGAACCUUCAGAACGCCUUGUGGGCCUCUCAGAUGAUGUAGGUGCAGGCUUCAUUUCUGGUCACAGUACCCAAUCUGCCCCACCACCAGAUCUGAAUGAAAGGUGGCAGGGGCAGAUCGAUCUUCCAUUAUUCUUCCCCUAUCUGGGCUGAAGCAGUUUCAUGAAAUGGUUGGCCAUUUUGUGGAAAUCACCAAAGAUCGGAUUGAAGGUAUGAUAGGGGCAAAUGUUCGUACGGUGGAGCCCCCACAGAGAUGAAUCUGACGAGUUAGGUUUGGUUAAAGUUGCAAAUAUGACAUGUUUAUUAGAUCUAUCGAUGUCAGCUUGGUUAGGGGUGCAAUUGUGCUCUAUUGUUCAUCUGUUCUUCACUUGUCUCCCCCUUUCAUUCAAGUGCGGUUGAGAAUAAUCUAAUCUCUCUGUCACAUAGGAGAAAUUGAAGUUAUUCGUCAAGCUUCCCACCAAGGAAUAACAAAAAACAGAUUUGCAAUCCUGUAAUUCUUGCAUCUGUUAGCAUUGAAGAGUGGCACUUGCAUCUGGACAUUUUUUUUAAUCAGAGUAACAUUUCCAAUAAUCGGAAUGUAAUGUUUUUGAUUAUUUUCCCAUUUCCCAUCAAAUUUAGUAGGGAGCAUCUCAUUGUCUAUCAAUUGUGGCUGAAACCACAGGUAUGCCCAUGAGCUUUUUAAUCAGGUUGUGGUUCCUACGCAUCAGCUUGACAAGGGAUUCUCCUAAGCCGGAGUGGAGAAAGGGCUCCACUCGUUCGUAGCUGCUUGUCUGGUGUUAAACCAAUUAUCCAUCCAUGCAGUCACAAUCUUAUUUUUUGUGUAUUUUCAUAGAUAAAUUCAAAGGGUAAAACUUUAAAAA
This is a messenger RNA of Nelumbo nucifera (sacred lotus), 2055 nucleotides long. The record is from RefSeq and is a predicted model, not a curated record. NCBI's taxonomy places the organism in Eukaryota, Viridiplantae, Streptophyta, Magnoliopsida, Proteales, Nelumbonaceae.